Mugil cephalus (flathead mullet) is the source of this 2047-nucleotide messenger RNA. RefSeq names its product myotrophin (gene mtpn). The coding region runs from base 327 to 692 and encodes 121 amino acids. The record is from RefSeq and is a predicted model, not a curated record. Lineage: Eukaryota; Metazoa; Chordata; Actinopteri; Mugiliformes; Mugilidae. Gene Ontology annotation, molecular function: protein binding. Gene Ontology annotation, cellular component: cytoplasm; nucleus. Gene Ontology annotation, biological process: regulation of barbed-end actin filament capping. The transcript has 4 exons.
GUUGCUUUCAACAUUAGCACGUAAACGCAACAUCUAUUUUACCCUUAAAGGUUAACUUCCGGGUAAAAGUAUCGGAAACAUUUCUGUGUGGCAGAAAGGCGGAUCCCUGUCUGGGAAGAAGAACUUACCGUUUUACCUGUUCCCUAUUCGGAGGGUCAGCAAAUUUGAAACGAAAAUUUUUAUCUCGAGCAUUUAAAGGGGGAUUCUAUUCAAACGGAAUCUGCUAGCGCGCUAACCGCGACGUUAGGAAGAGUUUUGUGGCUGGAGCUAGCUUACUUUGAAAGCACUAGCAUUCAACUUGGCGUAACAAGAGCAGCCACAGGAAGAUGGAAGAUAACGAAGACAAAAACCUGAUUUGGGCACUGAAGACCGGAGACCUGGACGAGGUCAAAGCCAAACUGGCAACGACUGAAGAUGUAAACCGGACCUUGUGCGGUGGGAGGAGACCUAUUCAUUACGCUUCAGACUUCGGCCACAUAGAUGUGAUGCAGUUCCUCCUUUCCUUGGGAGCGGAAAUCAAUUCUCCAGACAAACACGGGUUCGCUCCGCUGAUGAUAGCCACUUUGGAGGGUCACAUCAACUGUGUCAAGUUCCUGGUGGAAAAGGGAGCUGACAAAUCCCAGAAAGGACCAGACGGCCUUACUCCCCACGACGCUGCCGAGUCCGACGCCAUAAAGGCUCUGUUAAAGUGAGACCACGGUGUGGGAGGUGGCUGGACAGGUGGGUGAACGGGCUCACAGAUGGAUGCAGUGGUCCCCUGUCAGUAGAUGGACUCGUCCCCCGCCCCCCCCCCACUCCCUCCCCCUUUCACCCGAUCCGUCUCCACACUGCAUUUGUCUGUUUGUUGGAGGUUCAUUUCGCCUCUCUGGUGAUUUUUCCUCACCCUGUUUUCUUUCUUCUCCUCCCCCCCACUCCCCCCCAAGAUUUUUUUGGGGAUAGGGUUUUGUUUUUCUUUUUGGUCUGUUUGUAGCCAUUUAACAGAACGACUCGUCAGUUGUGUCUCCCUUAGGGACCAAACCACCAGGGGGAGUGCUCUUUAACUCGGAUCCUAAAACACUGCUCAGAUUAGAAAUCAGACUCUAUAAUGGAAACGCAAAGCUUCGCACUUAAACACACCCUCCUCCUACUCACAGUCGUCUCUUAAAACAAUAAAGAAAUCAAGUGGUAAUAGAUUAAUAGUGUGUUAAUAUUUUUACAACUUCAUUCUAAGUAUUGUACGACCAGGGCUUAAUCUCUCAAACAGUAAUUCCACUGUACUAUAUUAGAUGGACUGAAAAGAAAGGUUGUAAAAUUUCAUUCGAUUAACCUUUCGCUUCGUGCGGCCUCUUCCUCAACCUUUGGUUACUUUUUUUUUUUCCAUUUUCUUUUUUUUUUUUCUAAAGUUGACCAAACUGUUCCUCAAAUCCAAUCUUGAAACUUUGGAAAUGUUUUGGUGGGAGAGGUCCGAAAGUGACGACUUUCCUUUUUUCUACUCAGCCCUGUGUCACUUGCAUAUCAAAUAGUGUUUUUUGACAAAUUUUGGCAUCAUUAAUGCAUAUAUGGUAUUCUGUAUUCUCACCAAUCACCAUGCUGGCUAACUAGAAGACUUGAAUGUUGCAAUUUUAAAACAAACAAAGAAACAAACAAAAAAAACACUCUGUUACUGAAUCCCUUUUGAAGCAAUGUAAAAGGCGCAUAAUAGAAUUAGGAGUUUCAGAAAUUCGUUGCCACAGGAGUGAGACCUCAUGUGGGGAAUUAUUUUUGCUUUGCGGCUUCUCUGUGUAUUUUGUAACUGAUGGGCUGCGAAUGAUGGUUAAACUAGGAGGGUACAGUCGGAACUUGAUGGUGGGGGCGCUUAGUAUUCCCCUUGCCUUGGAAGUGGUUAGAAGCCCUGCCUGUUUUGCUGCAUGUUUAAACUGCCUCUGCUUUUAUGCUAUCAAAUGAUCACUGUCCUCUCUGGGUUGCUUUCAGAUGAAUUACUACAAUGUAAUGGACAAAAAAGACGCUCUUGCUGACUUUGUUGUGACAAAAGUCUGUAAAAACAUAAAUAAAAAAAAUCUAAAAAUGA